GUAGCGCCGCCGCCUGGGAGAAGCCCCCCGACCCCACUGGUGGAGGCGGCGGCGGCAGCGGCGGCAGCGACCUUCCCAGGGAAGCCUCAACCGUCUGAAAAGCCAGGAAACACUGCUGGGCGACAGCCCAAUCAUGCAGAUCAGAGAGAUGGGUAGGAAAAGGCACAUGGCACCAUUUAAAGCAUGACGAAGAUCUUGCUUCAUGACGGCUUCAGGAACUUCCUUUCAACAGCUUGUGCGGUUCUGUGGACACACGACGUCCAGGCACACGAGCUCCUGUUCUGAGCUAGGACCUGGGAAGAAACCCCCCAGGAUGUGCAACACAAGCCAAGUCAGCUGGAGCUGCCCUGUAGACUCCAAGAUAGAUCACCUCUUCCCUCCCACGUUGUACAUCAUUGUCAUCACCAUGGGGCUCCCCACCAACUGCAUGGCACUCUGGGCUGCCUACCUGCAGGUCAGGCAGAAGAACGAGCUGGGCAUCUACCUGAUGAACCUCUCCAUUGCAGAUCUGCUCUACAUUGCCACUCUGCCCCUCUGGAUUGAUUACUUCCUUCACUAUGACAACUGGAUCCACGGGCAGGAGUCCUGUAAGCUGUUUGGGUUCAUCUUUUACACCAAUAUCUACAUCAGCAUUGCUUUCCUCUGUUGCAUCUCUGUGGAUCGCUAUCUGGCCGUGGCACAUCCUUUGCGCUUUGCCAAGUUCCGGACGGUGAAGACUGCAGUGACCAUCAGCGUUGUGGUGUGGACAAUUGAGAUUGGUGCCAACUCAGCUCCACUGUUUCACAAUGAACUCUUCCAUGAUCGCUAUAACCAUACUUUCUGCUUUGAGAAGUAUCCCAUGGAAGAAUGGGUAGCAUGGAUGAACCUCUAUCGGAUCUUCAUAGGCUUCCUCUUCCCAUGGAUGCUGAUGCUCUUCUCCUACCAGGGAAUUCUGCGGGCUGUGCGUGGCAACAUCUCCACCGAGAAGCAGGAGAAGGCUAAGAUCAAGCGUCUCUCCCUCAGUCUGAUAGUUAUCCUCCUCUUCUGUUUUGCCCCCUAUCAUGUUAUCCUGCUCUCCCGCAGCACUGUAUACCUGAGCAAGCCUUGUGACUGUAGUUUUGAGGAAAAGAUAUUUGUGGCCUACCAUACCUCCCUGGCUUUCACUAGCUUGAACUGUGUAGCAGAUCCUAUCCUCUACUGCUUUGCCAAUGAAGGUGCUCGAAGUGAUGUAGCCAAGGCCCUCUCCACCUUGGUGCGCUUCCUCACCAGCUCCAAACCCCAGGAGAUGGCUAGUGCCUCACUUACCCUUGACACCCCUCUUUCCUCCAAGAAAAGCAUCUUCUGCCGGCAGCCCUUGGCCUUCCCACUGCCCCCCUCACAGGUUGGGUUGGGGAUGAGAGAUGAGGAUCUCCACAUGAAGAUACUGACUUUUAACCAGUGAACGUUCCCUUGGAAGCACCUGGUGCUAUUCCAUGCAGCAUCUCGAGGAUGCAAUGAACUGAUUCUUGAAGAUCUAAUAAUAAUAUUACAACAAUUUAAAAA
Molecule: messenger RNA, 1521 nt
Organism: Python bivittatus (Burmese python)
Lineage: Eukaryota; Metazoa; Chordata; Lepidosauria; Squamata; Pythonidae
Gene: GPR4
Product: G protein-coupled receptor 4
Biological process (GO): G protein-coupled receptor signaling pathway
Cellular component (GO): membrane
Molecular function (GO): G protein-coupled receptor activity
Source: RefSeq, a predicted model, not a curated record